AUGUUUUCAUUUAAAGGAAGUCGUAGUUCAAGAACGAAUUCCAAAAAACAAAUCAGUGAGGAUAUAUCAGCGUACUAUGAUGAAGAUGUUGUAGCUGAAGAUCUGGCUGUUAGACUUGCCCUCAAAGAAGAAGAAGAAAAACGUCGAAAAGGAAAGGAAGCGAUCGAUGUUUUAGACUAUGAAUCUUAUUACCCGGAUGAAGAUGAACAACUUGCUAGAGCUUUACAAGAAAGUGAGUUGGAGUCUCAUCCUGAUGAUGAAUACGAAGAGAUCUUCUCCCUAGCUGAAGCACCACGAGGAGUAGUAUAUAGAGUCUGGAGGCGCAACAAGCCACACCAUAAACAUUGUCUUCAGGCUCCGAGGCAGGAGGAGCCUAGUAGCUAUCAUUGUGGUCCAACAUGCGAUGUUUGUAGCAAGGGCCUCCCGUCAGAUUAUGUAACUGACGGAUCAUGGGCCAACCAUAAGUAUUGUCGCUCGCACCAAAAUGAUGGCACUCCUAGUUGUUGCAGCUGCCAGAGGCUGGAGCCAAGAGAUAAAAAGAAUAUAUCACUGGGUGACGGUCGCAAACUUUGUUUGAAGUGUUUGGAUUCUGCACUCAUGUCUACCGCAGAAUCUAAACCUCUUCUCCAAGAUAUAGAGAACUAUUAUGAUGGUUUAAACAUGAGAGUUAAAGUAGAUUUUCCAGUGCUCUUGGUUGAUAGGUCAGCACUGAAUGGUGCCGUUGGUGAAGAAAAUACUCAUAAUGUUCAUAGGUUGCGUGAGGUCAGAGGCCUGACGACCUUUCAAACACAGAUGAUUAGACAUAUCCCAAGAAGGAUAGGAAACAUAUUCGGUAGCAUGCCAACAGAACCAUACAAAUUGGCCCCUGGAAAAUCGGUUGUGACUAGCAUUUGCGUUUUGUUUGGCUAUCCUAGAAUGUUAUGUGGACAAAUCCUUGCUCACGAGAUGAUGCAUGCCUGGAUGCGACAGAAUGGAUAUCCUCAUACACUCCCGUUGGAAUUAGAAGAAGGUAUGGCAAACGUUAUGGCUUACAGGUGGUUGGAGGCAGAGUCAGUUGCAGGUAAUGGAGGUGGUCGGUCAAGCAAGAGAAAACGAUCAUCGUUUGAGAAGGAACUUGGGGAAUAUUUCAUUAAGUCGAUGAUGAGUAAUCCUGAUCCGGUGUAUGGGGACGGAUUUAGAACGGCUUUAAGAGCCGUGGAUAGGCAUGGUCUUAAACCCACCCUCGACCAUAUUGGAAAAUACGGAAGGCUGCCAUAG
Messenger RNA from Papaver somniferum (opium poppy), 1257 nucleotides. Its product is annotated as protein DA1-like. The coding region runs from base 1 to 1257 and encodes 418 amino acids. The transcript has 10 exons. The record is from RefSeq and is a predicted model, not a curated record. Lineage: Eukaryota; Viridiplantae; Streptophyta; Magnoliopsida; Ranunculales; Papaveraceae. Gene Ontology annotation, molecular function: ubiquitin binding.